UGUCCUUGUCAGGCUUUUGUGUUGGAGAUCAUGUUACGCUAGACUGCUUGUUUUAGCUUAUAUUUCCGACCAAAUCUCUUCAAUUUCGCUGCACUAUGAUUUGAAGCGUUCUUCGUAUCCAAAGUGGCACGAUGGAUGAAGAUAGCGGCCGAAAUCUGAGGACGUAUACGCGAAAGAAUUACGAUGAUAAUUUAGACGAUGAAAUUGAAGGCAAGAGGACUUUCAAUGUGUUGGAAAAGCUGCACGAUACAAAAUUUCGUCAAGGCAGCUUUGUCCAAAAAUUGCCCAAUGCAAAUGAUAUCAAUUUGAAGUAUGUACAAGAGCACGGAUUCGACUCGCCGUUUUUAUUUGAAUCUCCUGAAGGUUUAGGAAUGAGAAUGCCCCCUUCUGAUUUUACUGUUGAAGACGUGAAGAAUUUUGUUGGUGCUAGACGUGUAGUCGAUGUGAUUGAUGUGAAUACUCAGCAGCAAAUCGAGAUGUCCAUGUUGCAGUUCGCUAAAUACUACAUGAACACAGAACGAGAGAAAAUUUACAACGUAAUAAGCCUUGAAUUUAGUCACACACGAUUGGAAAAUCAUGUUGAAACACCUCUGCUGGUUCGUCAACUGGACUGGGUUGAUAAUGUUUGGCCAAAAGAAUUGAUAAGGCAACAGAGAGAUUCUACUAAUAAUAUGGAUGACAUGAAGUAUCCCAAAGUUAGGAAAUAUGUCUUGAUGAGCGUCAGUGAAAGUUAUACGGACUUCCAUAUUGAUUUCUGUGGUUCCUCCGUGUGGUACCACAUCGUUAAAGGAAGGAAGAUAUUUUGGCUCAUUCCUCCCACCGCAAGGAAUCUCAGCAUCUACGAGAACUGGGUGUUGUCAGGGAAACAACAAGACGUGUUUCUUGGGGAUCAGGUGGAAAAAUGCUACCUUAUUGAAAUGAAUGCUGGAAACACAUUCUUUAUGCCCUCAGGUUGGAUCCACGCUGUCUAUACACCCGAGGAUAGCCUGGUGUUUGGAGGAAACUUCAUUCACUGCUUCAACAUUGAAAAUCAGUUCAAGAUUUGUGAUAUUGAAGAAAGCACAAGGGUGCCCAAGAAAUUUCGCUAUCCUCUUCACACAGAAAUGAUGUGGUACCUCGUUAAACAAUAUGUCACCCUGCUUGAACGGGAUCAGCAGGAAUGCAAAAAGGAGUCUGGCACUAGCAAUGAGGUCGAUGGCGAUGGGACGAAGGUGGACACUGGGGGAAGACCAAGACGUUCGGGGAGAGAGAAGGCAAAGGCUAGUGAGGAAAAUAAGGAAAAUGUGGAAAAGAAGGUUGAAGUUGAGAUGAACGGUGAUGCAACAGAAGGGGUAAAUGGGGAUGCAGGUGGUGAAGCGGUAGCAAAAAGCGUUCCUAAGAAGCCCUGGGUACCAGUACAUCUGACGCCACGUGAAGUCGCAGGAUUAGAGCUUGUUGUUACCCGGAUGAAAAGUUGGUCCAAAACCAAUAUCCCGGAUGGUAUAGAAAAACCUGAUCAACUUCUGAACCGUCUUCAGGAAUUGCUGGUGUUUCAAAAAGAUCAUGAUCCAGUAUUGACAAUAUCAGGUGUUCACUACAUGAAACAAAUUAUUGUGGAUGAUGAGGGAGAAAGAAAAUCCAAGUCACUUCGUAAAGCCCGCAAACCCAGCUCGUCUUUACGUCGCCGUCGCGUGAGAUGUCGCACGUGUGAAGCGUGUACACGCGAGGACUGCACGGAAUGCAGAUACUGCAAAGAUAUGAAGAAGUUUGGAGGACCAGGAGUACUUAAGCAAUCUUGUUUGUUGAGACAAUGUCAAGAUCCGACAUUGCCUUCUACUGCGAUGUGCAAAAUCUGCGAGGAAAACCAUCCAGACGACGACCAAACGUUGAUGGAAUGUGCAACAUGCGGGAAGAUCGUGCACCCCACGUGUAUGCCAGCGAAGGGAUAUUACCAUAUUGUCCCCGAUGUCAAUAACUGCUGGAAGUGUCCGGAUUGCUGCGACAAGCACUCGGGCGAACGUUUUAAUGGUCAAAGGCUGCCCGCAAGAAGAUCAGUGGCUGAACUAAAGGCGUCAGAGAAGACCCUCCCAUCUGCUGGAAGAACUCCGAAGCGAAAGAGAGACAGCGAUGGAUCAACAGGUUCACUUGAUGACGAAGAUAUGGAUAGUGAUGGUAACACCAGCGACGAGGAUAGCGCCCCCCUGGCUGUCUUAGCUAAGAAACGUCGUCCAUCUCCCCCGGCAAUACCCUUUGUCCCUCCACAGGAAGUGGCUGCCACAUACGUCAUACGUCCUCGUCCCAGUUCCCCGCCGCCGGAAACAUUUGAACUUCAAAACGGGGAAGCGCAUGUUAUGAAACGUGAUACGUGGCUGAAGGUGUUUGGAUAUCUCACUCAGUACGACCUGUCCACGUGCAUGGCCGUGUCUCGCACGUGGAAUAGGUGGUGUAUGGACAAACGAUUUUGGACUCGUAUCAAGCUUUCUGUCGGCCGACCCAUCACCGCUUCGGCGCUUUACGGAGUCGUUCGGAGACAGCCGCUAACCCUGGAUCUCAGCCAUACGAACAUUACGCAACAACAAUUGGCCUGGUUUCUCAGCCGCCUGCCCAGAUUACGAGAUCUCAUCCUAGGUGCGACCACGUUCGCAACGGUCAGCGCAUUCACACGGGUCACGUGUCCGCCACUGAAACUCCUGGACCUGAGUUGGUCAGAAAAAAUUACGGAUCAGCUCAUCGAAGAUUUGCUGAAGCCGUCGACGAACGGAAGACGGGAACGACCUCCAGGGCCUGGAGAGAAUACGAGUCGGCUCCGAUACUUGACCGACCUCGGACUCGCGGGCUGCGAGAUCACCGACGUCGGACUACGAAGUAUAAAGCGGCACCUGGGUUGUUUGACGCGGCUGGAUCUCAGUUAUAAUAUCCUUAUAACUGACCAAGGUUUGGCCAAUUUACUGGACACUGACUCGAGCUUUCAUAAUCACAUCCAGGAAAUGAAUUUGGCCGGUUGUUCCAACGUCUCUGAUUCGUGUUUGGAGGCAUUGAAGAAGGCGCCUGAGUUGGGCAAACUCGAUGUAAGAAAAUGCGAUAAUAUUUCCAAAGGUGCCUGCGAAUCUCUCAAAACAAUACGCACGGCGCUUUCUGUUAUUCAGAGCAAAUGAAGGUUUCGAUAUUCCAGUGAAAUACGGCUGUUUUUGGUUCAUGGUGUGAAUCCCAUGGAGAACCAUUAUUGCUCUCAUUUAACGUUUGUGACAUAUUUCUUUACCUUCAAAGUAUUUAUAUCGCACGACCUGCUUUUUCAGGAAUUUGAAACUACGCUUCUUUUAAUCACACGAGUUUUUCAGGUUGAGACAGCACGUGGUUGAAACUGCAGUUUGGUGAUUUGUAGAUAUAGCAUGUUGCUCUAUAAGUUAAGAUUGCUUGUUAGCUAUAUUUUGGGAUAACAAUUGCAGUUCAACAUAUGACCAGACUUUGGUAUUGCACGUUGUGCCAGCCAUUGUUGAUAACCGACAAUUAACUGGUUGGAACUUGUACAUAUUUGGAGAUCCAAGAAGGAUGUAAAAUCUUGUUUGUUUUUUUCCUAACUUCAAACUAAUUUGCAACAUCGCCACGCCUAAUUAUGCACGCUAUACUGAGUGAUGAUUUCAUACGUUUUAC
Messenger RNA from Dendronephthya gigantea, 3630 nucleotides. Its product is annotated as lysine-specific demethylase 2B-like. The transcript is spliced from 17 exons. Bases 132 to 3134 code for a protein of 1000 amino acids. The record is from RefSeq and is a predicted model, not a curated record. Gene Ontology annotation, molecular function: DNA binding; zinc ion binding; histone demethylase activity. Gene Ontology annotation, biological process: protein demethylation; regulation of transcription by RNA polymerase II. NCBI's taxonomy places the organism in Eukaryota, Metazoa, Cnidaria, Anthozoa, Malacalcyonacea, Nephtheidae.